This is a messenger RNA of Paralichthys olivaceus (Japanese flounder), 5241 nucleotides long. The record is from RefSeq and is a predicted model, not a curated record. NCBI's taxonomy places the organism in Eukaryota, Metazoa, Chordata, Actinopteri, Pleuronectiformes, Paralichthyidae.
CUAUGGUAGUGCUUAACACUACGGAUGUAAUAUAUUUUUGGCCACUGAGUGUAAUUUGGGGGCGCUGUUGUUCCGGAAAUCGGAACCGGAAGCCCUGCUCCUUAACUUUUCCCACUCAUUCUCUAUGGUAGUUUGUUAACACUACGGAUGUAAUAUAUUUUUGACCACUCGUGUACCAGGUGUAAUUUGGGGGCGCUGUUCACCCGUUUUCACACCUCUGAAUUCAAAGGAGAGCAUCGGCGGCGACUUCGUAAAGUAAAAAGUUUGUAGAAGUUUUAAUCGUCAAGUUCGAACAACACAACUCAAUGGUGAGUCAAGCUGUUUUCUUCAAGUUGUCCUUCCAUGGCUCUCAGUGGUGUCAGCCUUUUUGGACAAGUUUUUUCAAGUUGUUCUCUGAGUUGUAGUAGAAGAAGUAGUUUCUUUCUUUUGUUUGCUAACGUGUCUUAGUGCAGUGGUGGUACAACUGUACUGUGAGGCGAACGUGAUGAAUACUACACUACUGAAGCCGUGAGGAGGGAGACGGUCAAUACGUAGUGUGUCACCUUCUUUGUGGACAUACAGGGGGACGGUGUCACAGGUGGAACUGAUGCUGUGAUGUCAUGUUCUCACCGGAUCAGUUAGCGGGUGCACAGCAGUAAUUGGUAGUUCGCACCUGUUGACCGCGUGUGGGUUGAUUCCUGCAGAGUUUCUUCACACGUGCUGCGGUGAUGAGGGACAUUAAUGGAGUGGAGGGGGAGAAAACAGCCGUUUAAAACACGUCAUUUCCGGCAGAGGAGGCGUGUCUUAACUUGUCAACUAACCGAAGAACAACAAAAACAAACAGAACGCGCAGGAGGUUCCGGGGAUGUUCUCAUCAGUGUGUUCCCUCGUCAGGGGUGGAGUUUUGUGAUGUGACGUGCUGCUGAAAACGGGCUCUGCUUUGGUCUCCGCUACAUCAGAGGUAAGAGACUGAAGAUCUGUGUAACGAGAAACUGUCCCUGACAGAAACAUCAGACAGACCCGGACGCCACGCUCGGAUGUUUGGCAAACAGCACCUCAGGGCUGGAACCAUGGAAUCUUCCUCUGAUGAAGAGGAGGUGCGCACCUUCGUCAAAGUCAUCAGCGAGAAGUACAACCCAGAGAAUUUCCCCUAUGGCCAAGGCCUGGGAGUCGUGGUUCUGUCCACUCCUCCCGGAUCUCCGGUCAAGGAUCGCCUCUUCCUGCCCAGUAUUCUGGUUCUGAACUACUGUGGAAUCAGUAAAGCCGGAGACAAGUCGGACAUCGCAGCGUUCUGUGCUCAUGUGGUUGAACUGGACCUGUCUUAUAAUCAGCUCAAUGACUGGGGAGAGAUCUGCACCAUUGUCUCCAACAUCCCCCACCUGGACUUUCUCAACCUGAGCAUGAACCCUCUGAGCGGCGCGGAGCUGGAGCCCAGCAUGGCCGAGAUUUUCUCCAGGGUCCGACAACUUGUCCUGAUCAACACACAUGUCAGCUGGGACACCGUUCACAUGCUCACACAACAAACACCAGAGCUGGAGGAGCUUUUCCUGUGCCUGAACGGCUACAACACGGUGUCAGAAUCCCAGACAUCCUGUCCGUCGCUACGCUUGCUGCAGAUCACAGACAACCAGCUGCAGGCCUGGGCAGAAGUGAGGAAGUUUGGUUCGAUGUACCCGUGUCUGAGGACGCUGGUGCUGGCCAAUAACAGCGUAGAGUCUGUGGGGGACACACAGGAAAACCUGCAGCGCCUGUUCCCAAACCUGCGCAGCAUCAACCUCAACAACUCAGGGCUUAGUAAAUGGGAGGACAUUGAGAGGCUGAAUUUCUUCCCUAAGCUGGAGGAAGUCAAAGCGAAGGGGAUUCCUUUAUUGGAGCCGUACACAACGCACGAGAGACGCAGCCUCGUUUUAGCACAGCUGCCAUCUGUAAUAGUGUUGAAUGGGGGUUCGGUGUCUAAUGGAGAGAGGGAGGACGCUGAGAGGUUCUUCAUCAGGUUCUACCAGGACUGUCCCAAACAGGAGCUUCCUGAGAGGUACCAUAUCCUCGUAUCCAAGUAUGGUCAGUUGGCCCCGUUGGCAGAGGUGGACCUCAGCCCGCGCUGCACCUUGGUGGAUGUUCGCUGGGGGGAGAGGGUGGAGACGGUCAGCCUUCGCCUGGAGCAGACCGUGGGUGACCUAAAGAAACACCUCAGAGAGGUGCUGCAGUUGCCCACCAAUGGGAUCAGGCUUUUCUACAUCAACCGGGAGAUGUGCUCAGUGUUGGGACCGGAGGAGUUGAAGUGGGGCUGCCGGGCGCUCCACUCCUACCGCAUCCGAGACGGAGACGAGAUUCUAGUUGUGCCCAAAGUCAAAAGCCGCUGCAGCUCCACAGAUCUUUGAGUCUGGUUUUUAAAUGAAUAGGACUUAAAGCGUUUUAGAUAAUAGACACUUUCUGGAUACUAGCUUCAACUUGAGCCUUUUGGGUCAGUUGAUAUUUUUCAGCCUUGAAUGUAAAGACGUUUGCUGUCCACCAUAAUGAACAAGUUCAUACAGUAAUAUAUUUGCACAGACAGUAGGAGUUCCAUGUUCACACAGUUUAUGAGUUUACAUCUCAUUUAUCACAAACAUUCUGCAAAACCAUUGGUUUUCUAAAAGGAAUAACAGCUGCCAGAAUGCCAAAUUAAUGCACAAUUGCACAUUAAUUUUAAAACUAAAACCACUUUAUAACCUUAUAAUUGAUGUUUGUCUAGUUAGGAUUUAAACCCCUCCAUUUAUAGCCUGAUCAUUAAUGAAAUUGAUUAGAAAUAUUCUGGUACAGAAUAUAAGUCCUGCGCACCACACUUUCACACAUUUUACUAAUUAUUUGUGUUGAAGGAAAUGUUGAAAUAUAUUAUAUAUAUAUAUUUUAAAGAAAGAUUAAUGUUAGAAAGUUGGAUUUAAAAACAUCAGCUGCUGCGUUCUGUAGUUUCAACGUUUGUCGUGUUUUUUGAUGACUCGGCCGAGUUUUUCUGCACCGUAAUCAGCAGCUCGUGUUUUCGCCCCAUUUUUUUGUUGGUUUGGAAGAUUCCGCCUGUUUACUGCGAACUCUGAGACCAGGGAACAGUCUUAUCUGCUCUUUAAAUCAGCUGACAAGACUGUGUCUCCAUGUGAUCUUAUAGAUGAGGGUGUUAUUAUUGCCAAGAAUCUGAAUAAGGUACAGUUCACAUUACACACAAAUGACUAUUAUGUCGGCAAGAAAUGAUCAUGUCAGGCUCAGAACAAGUGAGUAAGUAUCUUAUAAAAAUGUUGUUUGCAAGGAUUUGAGUUAAUUAAUACAAAUAAUACUCUGUUGUGGGUAAAUAUCCUUGUAUAACCCUCGAGCUGUUGCAGGAACCCAGAACGCUCAGAUACCGUAGAGCUGCUGCUGCUCAGUGAAGGCACCCUGGCAAAAGUAGGAGUCUUGGGUCCGGGACAGAGAAACAGAAGGAGUUGUGACGCUCAGGUUACCGCAGGUCUUCUGGCUCUUCUGUCCAUCCCAUGAAUGGAGCGGCUCUCUGUCCCUGCAGCUGAGAAACGUUGAGGCCCGAUCGGUAUGGUAAUCACACACCAACCACUGUGUCACAGACACUUCCGCCGUAUUUAGGUUAAAAUAGGUUCAACCAACAGGCUCUUGACCCUCAGCCAUUCACCUCACUGUGUCCUUUAUGUUCGCCUCACAAACCUGACACUCGCUGUCUCACAGGAUGUGAGCUCGUGAACUUCUGCGUCGGUGACCUUUCUUGCUUAAUUGAUUGGACUGGGGUUAAACCAUACGGAAUAUUACAAGCAAUACAUACAAUAUUAUUAGGUUACUCAGUAGAGCUCAAACCUCCUCAGUCCCUUAAAUAUGUACGAUUUUUGUUUGUUAAGAUCUCUGAAUUAUUCACUGGGGAAGUGGUGAAAAGGUCAAAAAACACAUAAAGCAAAAAAAGUGGAAAAUAAAAUCCUGGAUCUGCCUCGGGCCAUCCAUCCUUAUUAUUGGCCCAUGUCUCACCCAUCAACAGUGUUAGGUGGAAAUCAGGUUUUGUAUAAUUAUGUAGAUGAACAAAUUAAUAGACGGGAGAAAGCAGUAAAAACACUUGCACUGUAUGUUUGGAAAGUGCAGUAAAGCUGGUUGUUAUCAUGGCUUUCGUUAUCACUUGUACUACCCGGCCGACUGCUGUUGCUCAACUGCAGAUGUGUAAUGUACCACAGGUCUGACGGUUGCUCAUCGUUAUCAUUUAUUGAGCAUGUUUGAGAUGUGUUUUCUUGAGCAGUAGGCUGUGAACAGUGGAAACAACAGUGGCUGUAAAUGGAUCAAACCCCAGUUCACUGAAUCUGCACAAACUUGCAAACUUACACACAACUUCACAAGCCAGUGGAUCAGAAGCCAGGACUCAACGUAUAUGAAUACACAAAUCUUUCAGUUUUGUGUUUGGUACUGAGCUCAAGGCCAAGAAAUUCAAUUUAGAAACCCUGAGUGCUUUUCUAGAGGGUUGUAUGUCUCAAACAUCUGGUUUCCUCCCUCGAUCCAAUGUCAGACAUCUGGUUGAUUCGAGGUUCUAGAUGGAAUGUACAUGUAUACUGAAGGUGUUUCCAUGCAUGCAGAGAUGUGUUCUAGCAAUGACUUGGAUGUGCGUAGCCCAAACCUGACUCUGAUCAUUACCAGCAUCAAUCAUGUGUUCAUGUGAAUUGUCUUGAGGCUUUAAAUGCCAUGAGUUCAUGUUUAGAGGCGCCUUGUGUCAAAACCAUGUGAAAAUAUGUUGAAGUGCUGUGUCGGCCUGAAAGUGUGGUCGCUAUCACUCUUCUAACAGACUUUCUUUUUGUAGUAGAUAACUGGAGAUUUCUUUUGGGUGUUGUCUGACUCACUUGUAUUACACUAUAUCGUGAUGGAGUGGAUACAUGGGAAAUAAUGGGAUGAGUUUUUUGUUUGUGAAGUGGGUUUGCAUGUUCAGAUAUAUCUAUCCAUAUAUUUGAUUUAAAUUGUGUGAGAUGUGUCCUUUCAGGGAAACAAGGUGUUUAUGGGCAUUUGUGAUUCUUUUUUUUUUUUAAUAUCUGUUUUCCUCUUAUCCUCACCUUUAUUCCUCGUUAAUACCAAAUACAAAACCUAUUACCUAUUUCCUUAUUUUUUUGUGAGCAGUUUGUGCUGUUUAGUACAUUGUGUUUAAUUUAUUUCACGUUUUCUUAGUGUAGUUUGUGUAUGUUUCUUUGAGAUCAUAUGGCCAUUUCUUCACCUGAACUGUAUCAUGGUGUUUCACUUCUCUAAAAAAAUAAAUUAUAAAUAUUA